Molecule: messenger RNA, 1606 nt
Organism: Topomyia yanbarensis
Lineage: Eukaryota; Metazoa; Arthropoda; Insecta; Diptera; Culicidae
Product: probable malonyl-CoA-acyl carrier protein transacylase, mitochondrial
Exons: 3
Molecular function (GO): transferase activity
Source: RefSeq, a predicted model, not a curated record
AAGCAUCUCCGGAGGUGGCAACCCUAAUUCUGGGAUAAAGUUGAUGUACAAAAAAGAACUGUAAUUUAGGACAACGACCAAAAAGACGGAACAUCGUUCAACAGGCUGCCGUCAUUCAUCUCAUCUAAAAGUUGAUACAGUUCUGUAUCUACUCAUCUAAGGUAUCGAUUUUGUUUUGCUUCACGAUUGCGAACUGACAAACAAUGCACUGUCGCGAUGUUUGUCGUCUUGAAUAUGUCUGGAUACACCACGAAAAACGGAUAUUUACGAUGUCUGCGGUGAGAUAGUCUCCAGUGGUACGCUGGUAUAAGUGAAUGUACCCUGUUCGGAAGAUUUUGGCCAGUUGUUCGUUUCCAUACGGGUGAAUCAGUUGAAUAAAAAGGUAUUUUAUUUCCUUACCUUUAAUUCCUGGUUCCAAUCGGCUAUGGCGUAAGACUGCGCCGGAGAAACCGGCUGCACUAGGAAUGGAAAAAGUGCAGGAACUGCUCGAUAAUGCGGCAAGCUUUGAAGAUGUGCGACCACAUAGUGAAUAGGACCGAUGGGCUACACUUCCAUACGUAGAGGGAACACAUUUUAAUAGCGAUCAAGCUAACAAAUCCAUCAGACCUAAGAUUGAUUCGCGAGAAACAACUAUCAUUUUGUUUCCCGGUCAAGGUGCUCAGUUUGUCGGAAUGGCGUCACGCUUGCUGAAAUAUCCUGGCGCUCGGGAUAUCUUUGCACUGGCGAAUGAAGUGCUCGGUUACGACCUUCUCAAACUAUGUAUGGAAGGUCCAAAAGAUAAACUCGAUCAAACGAUAUACUGCCAGCCGGCGGUUAUGGCCUCCUCACUGGCCGCUCUGGAGCAGCUUAAAGAGGAACGUCCGAAUGCGAUUGAAAAUUGUUUCGCGGCAGCUGGAUUUAGCUUGGGAGAAAUUAGUGCGUUGGUAUUUGCCGGUGCAUUCCCGUUCGACAGAGCCCUCCGGCUUCAGAUUAGAGCGGAAGCAAUGCAGUUUGCUAGCAAGCAGAGCAAAGGUGGCAUGUGUACAGUGUUAUAUGGACCGGAUGCACGGAUAGGAGAAGCUUGUAAGGAAGCUGUUAACUGGUGUAUACAGCGAGGAAUCGAAAAUCCAGAGUGCAAAAUUGCAAACUAUUUGUAUCCUAGCUGCAAGGUAAUUGCUGGAAACGAAGAAGCUUUAAAAUACCUCGAGGCCAACAUGAAGACGUUUGGCAUAAAACGAAUCAAAAGACUCCCCGUUAAUGGAGCAUUUCACACCGAGUUGAUGGCUUCCGCCGUGGAGCCCUUUUCACUGGCAUUGAAAAAGAUAAAGAUCGAGGAUCCAAUUAUCAGUGUUCACUCGAAUGUAGACGGCAAACGAUACCGUCAUGCGGGUCAUGUACUGAACCAGUUGCCGAAACAAAUCGUGCGACCUGUCAAGUGGGAACAAACGUUACACAAUAUAUAUGAAAGAAAAGUUGGGGAUUACUUCCCCCGAACGUUUGAGUGUGGACCAGGUCAAGGACUGAAAGCAAUUCUUAAACAGGUCAACGCCAAAGCGUGGGAUUCCACGUUCAGUAUACAAGCGUAAGUGGUAUAAGUAACAGCAAGUUCAAUAAAAUAUGAAAUAUG